Molecule: messenger RNA, 977 nt
Organism: Polyodon spathula (Mississippi paddlefish)
Lineage: Eukaryota; Metazoa; Chordata; Actinopteri; Acipenseriformes; Polyodontidae
Gene: glrx5
Product: glutaredoxin 5 homolog (S. cerevisiae)
Exons: 2
Coding region: 116-592 (158 amino acids)
Source: RefSeq, a predicted model, not a curated record
ACUUGUUUGGAUCGGGGUAGGUGACGCAGUGUAUUCAUUAAUUAACACAGUGACCCUGGCAUCAGGCAGUUUUACUUUCCAAAGUAAAACAGAUACGAACAUAUCGAACUUUACAAUGAAUCAUUUAUUUAGACUGUCUGCCGGUUUGUUUCGUCCAGGUACUGGAGUGUACAGACGGAGACCAGUGUCUGAGAGGCAUGUAUCGUUGGUUGCAUCACGACUUUUCAGUAGUGCACCCGAAAAUAAUGAGCUGGGGCAGCUGAUUAAAAAGGAUAAGGUUGUGGUGUUUAUCAAGGGAACCCCUGCUCAGCCGAUGUGUGGUUUCAGCAACGCCGUGGUGCAAAUCCUUCGUAUGCACGGUGUUGACGAUUACGCCUCUUACAACGUGUUGGAGGACCAGGACUUGAGACAAGGGGUCAAAGACUUUUCCAACUGGCCGACCAUCCCUCAGGUUUACUUCAAUGGGGAGUUUGUUGGGGGCUGCGACAUCCUGCUUCAGAUGCACCAGAAUGGAGACCUUGUGGAAGAACUGAAGAAAUUGGGAAUCCACUCAGCUCUCCUAGAUGCAAAUAAAGAUGAGCAAAAAAAGUAGACGAUACAGAAUGGAAAGAAUCGCCAAAUAUUACGUUCUGUGAAUUUCCAAUUCAUUUCCAAAUAUUGUUCUAUUUCAGCAAUGCCUUAUACAAUCUCUUAAGCCAAACACAGCUGGAAUUACACUGGAAAAUGAACACCAAAGUGCUGUCUGUGCACCCUGUCAUUCCACUCUUGCAACAAAGCUUGAUGAGGCAACAAACACACGUUUACUAACAACCUUUCUGUGUACUUUUUGGCUUGCUGCACUGUUUAUGAAACAUAAUAUUUAAUUAGGAAUAUUUGUUGUAUUGAAAUGUAUAAUGAAAGUAAAAUUGGUGUGUGUAAACCUCUUUAUAUUAAAAUAUUAGUGUGAUUAAAAAUUUUAACAUGUCUUUUGCUGCAAA